GCAUCCUGCCCAUUUGAUUGCUAUAUGAUUAUAUGUGUUUUUACAAUUCGGGGCUCAUUAUAUUCACUAUAUGGAACAACAACAACAACAACGUAAGCAAUAUCUUUUGGCCGAUCUGUUGCGACAGAUUUAUGUUAAUUGGCCCGAUGCACGAUCAAGAUCGUGUUCACUUAAUGGGGAUCAUCAAGAAACAACUUUCAAUGAACCAGCAUUAAAUCGGUUUCAACUUGAGAAUAAAAAUGCUAAACAAUUGAAACAAUUUGUUCAACAAUUAAAACGGCAAUUAUUGCGAAAAAAUGAACGCCUAAUGCGUUUAUUACGUGAACGAGAUGAUCAUCAACAACAACAACAAUAUAUGCUUAUUUGGUUAGAUCAUCUAGCAAAAUCUCAAUGUUUUUCAAGUAUAGUUCGAAAUCAUUAUUCACAACAGAAUAAUAAUAAUAAUCGAAUGAGCUUGAUCAACAAAAAACUUAAACAGAUUGGCCGACGUUUUUCGGUCAACGGAAUGGAAAUCAAUCCAGAAUCCGGCGGAAAUAGUAAUCAAAAACAUCGGCCUCGUAAUUCAGCAACAACAGAGCCUGAUGAUAAUUAUGAACGAUUAGAAGUGAAACGACUUUUACAGAUUAAUCCGACCGAUGAAUCUGGAUUUGAACAAUGGCACAAUGCAAUGCGAAUGGUUGCUCGAUUACCUGGCGGUAUUCCUAUUUCGUUUCGACGUAAAUUAUGGUUAACAUUAGCCGAUCGUCGACUCAAUCAACGUCAAAUUGAUUGGCAUCAAACUUUUGAUAAAUGUUUUAGUGAACAUCAUAAUCCAGAAGAUGAAGAAUUAGGUAUUCAAAUUGUGAAAGAUUUGCAUAGGACAGGAUGUUCUCUUUUUGCUAGCGAACGACGAGACAAUCAAGCAUUGUUGAAACAGGUUUUAUUAGCGUAUGCACGAUUCAAUCAAACAGUCGGCUAUUGUCAAGGUUUCAAUAUGUUGGCUGCAAUCGUACUCGAAGUAAUGGAAGGUAACGUUCAUCAAGCACUCAAAGUUAUGAUAUAUCUGAUCGAACACGUAUUACCUGAAUCAUAUUUUACCAACAAUUUGAGAGGUCUUUCCGUAGAUAUGGUAGUGUUUCGUGAUUUGAUGCAUAUUAAAUUGCCCGAAUUGGCUGGUCAUCUUGACCGUUUGCAACAAGAUUCCUAUGAACCUACGUUAGGUAUUUACUAUGAACCACCACUUAUCAAUGCGUUCACAAUGCAAUGGUUUUUGACAUUGUUUGCUACAUGCUUGCCUAAAUCCACCGUAAUGCGUAUUUGGGAUCUAAUAUUGGUCGAAGGUAAUGAAAUUCUUUUACGUACAGCAUUAGUUAUUUGGGAUUCUCUAUCCGAUCGCAUCAUGGCAGUAACAACUGCCGAUGAAUUUUAUAGCAUCAUGGAUGUACUUACACGUGAAUUGAUCGAGUUUGGCUUGGCCGAUUCUAAUCAAUUAAUCGGAGCAAUAUGCAACGUAGCACCAUUUCCAUUUCCUAGAUUGGCUGAAAUGAGAGAUAGCUAUUAUUACAAUAUUAGUCCGUUUAAUGCAUCGAUCAAUCAGCUGAAAAAUGGAUUGGUCAACAUGUUCAAUACGUCUAUGCAGAUGUUACUCGAAGAUGAACCACAAUCACGAUCAUCAACUGAUAACGAUGAAACUGUCAAUUGGAUUGAUGAUCAAAUUUUGUUACUUAAUUUGUAUCUUAAUCAAAGUCAGCCAGCUUAUAAAUGGAAAAAUAGUCCAAAUCGUAGUCCAAUUCAUUCGAUUGCUGAUAGCGGUAGUAAUCUUAUAGAUUCAAUACGUAAACAAAUUCAUGGCCAACCAAUUAAUGUUGGUUCAUUAGAUGUAUCGUUGCUCAAAAAACAAUACGUCAAGCUCAAACAACGACAACGACAAGUACAAAUUAUUCUCAAAGAGGGAUUUCAAAACAAACAGCCAUAUAGUGGUGAAGAUAAUUCCAAUACAAACAAAACAACCUUUUCUAUGGCUCGAUUGUUGAGCGGCAAAAAACCUUUGCACAAUAGUCGGUCGCAUCAUGGUAGCGAACCGGUAACUGGCAAAUCAUUUGUAAGCCGUACUCAAUUCAAUCAAUGUGUUUAUCCUGGAUCAAGUAUAGUGUUCAAACGAUCAAAUACAUUUGCUUCGUUACCUGUACAUGGUAAUCACACACAGCAACAACAGCCAACUAUUACUGAUCGUAAUUAUAAGGUGAAUGGUAAGCCUACUUGCAAUGUUAUCGUACAGAUACAGCCACCAAGAUCACCAUCCAAUGAAAAUCAUGGUGAUUGUCAAAUGGAACGUAAACGAUCUAUUACACCACGUUUGACCAAACAUUCUUCAGGCAGUUCAACAUCGACUGAACUUUGUGAUGAGAUUCUUGGCAUAGAUCAGGAUGAUGACGAUGUGCUUGAUCUGGAAUACUAUGAUUACAGUAAGCAGAAUGUUGAUCGAAUAGGAACCGUUGCGGAUGAUACUAAUCGAUUGUCAUCAACGAGUCCAAGUUCAUCGUCGCUAUCGUUGUUGCGGCAACAACAUCGCAAGCCUUCUUCGUUAAGCGAUAUAGAAGAAUUCAUACGCCAUCAAAGCCAACAACAGGAAUCAGAUGAACAUGAACUUUUUACAGUUACAUCUAACAAUGGGUCGUUUGGAUCUGGUACCCAUUUUAAUGACGAUGAUUAUGAUGAUGAUUAUGAUGAAUGGUCAUAUGGUCAAGUAUUUACUACCGCUAACAAUCGUACCGAUCGAUCAGCUACAGGUGAUCAUGCCAAUGAUAAUAGCGAAAAUCAACUUGACGAAACGAUAAGACGAUUCCAGGAACAAAUUCGCAAAGUAAACAUUGAAUGACAUUUUUAUCUUAUAAAACAAAUAUACAAUCUAUUCAAUUGUAAAUCCAUUUUUUCAUCAAAUCAAAUUGAUU
Molecule: messenger RNA, 2930 nt
Organism: Dermatophagoides pteronyssinus (European house dust mite)
Lineage: Eukaryota; Metazoa; Arthropoda; Arachnida; Sarcoptiformes; Pyroglyphidae
Product: TBC1 domain family member 30-like
Cellular component (GO): endoplasmic reticulum
Source: RefSeq, a predicted model, not a curated record